AAACCUCUUCACAGUUGGUAUUUGAAGUGGGUCAGGUGACAUAUUGGAAUUCGCGAAUUAUAGAGUAUCAGACAUUACCAUUUAAGCAACCAAUUGAUAUGAAGCAACGAUUGAACCAAGGACGUCUUUAUGUUAUACUUCACUCAGUAAAACCUGCGGUUGAAGGAUCAGAUACAUACUUUUAUGUAAAAAAGGGAAAUAGCGAAUUUAGAUCUCCAUAUACUAUACAAAGAAUUACUACAGAAAGAGACCCAUUUCGGCCUGCUGAAAUGCCUACACGAAGGAUUUUAAAUAUCAGUACUCCUAAAAUUCAUAGUGCAAAUCCCCGAAAAUCAACCGGUUUUGCAAAUAUAAUAUCUAAUAACGAUAAAGAG
Messenger RNA from Racocetra persica, 374 nucleotides. Lineage: Eukaryota; Fungi; Glomeromycota; Glomeromycetes; Diversisporales; Gigasporaceae. The record is from the annotation of a GenBank genome assembly.